This is a messenger RNA of Heterostelium album PN500, 1014 nucleotides long. RefSeq lists its product as uncharacterized. The coding region runs from base 1 to 1014 and encodes 337 amino acids. The transcript is spliced from 3 exons. NCBI's taxonomy places the organism in Eukaryota, Evosea, Eumycetozoa, Acytosteliales, Acytosteliaceae. The record is from RefSeq and is a predicted model, not a curated record.
AUGGUAACUAGCAACUCAUACUAUACUGACAAUAUCGCUCCAUCUAUAACAGUGAAUUCGCAUCCAUUAUCAAUCAUUGUGGAUCAAAAUGAAAUCCAACUUAAUUCAACCUCUGGGUUAAUAAUCAUUGAUGACCAUAAAGAAUAUUCUGGAGAUAUUAUUUCAACGACCAACUAUGAUAUUGGAAAUGAUUCUAAAGCAAUUGGUCGUAUGAUUAAAGAUAUUCUAGAGGUUCCUAAUGGUAGAUUUGUUUUUGAAAAGAAUAGAUUUGUAAACAAUAAUAGUAAUAAUAAUAAUUCAAAAGUAAUGAGUAAUAAGAUGGAUGGAAAUAAGAGGAUGUCAUCACCAUCACCUCUUAGACAUUCGAUCAUAUUGGAUCAAGAGUUUGAUGAGGAAGACGAUGACUACUAUGCAUUGCAAAACAUACCGGGUGCAUCUUCGAUUCUCGAUAGCACUGGCAAGACGAAAUCAAACACAUCGACACCACUCAUAGUUACACCUAGCGGAUCACGAUCAAACUCAACUCAAAGUACACCGAAACUAUCGAGAAAUAACAGCGGUGGUAACAACAACAGUAUUGAUUUAGAUAGUAAAUUCGAUGAUAUCAAUGGCAAUGCAGCUGCAGGACAUGAAGAAAUACAUCGAGCACAUCGAGUCAAAGAACAACAAGAUGAACGUCGUCUCCAACAACCAGAAGGAACUGAUGAAAUCACUCGAGUAUCUACUGACACUGCUGACACUCGACGAGAAAACCAUCAAGAGUUUGAACAACCCAGACUUUGCAAGUGCGGACGGUCUUGCCUCUGCGAUAAAAGCGGCAUCGAACCUAAAGAAAGCACUGAAAACCAAGUUGAAAUCGGGCAUGGAGAAUAUGGUCGCCGUCAAAGACCAACGAAAGGCUUUCGAGACGUACAAGCUUGCCUUUUCGAAAAAGGUGGCCACGCUCAUCGAGAAGGAAUUCAAGUUGACCGACGCCAACAAAGACUAUCAGAAUGUCGAAGACGAUCUACCUGA